UAGCAUUGAAAGGUUUCGGCGCGAAAAUUGACAUUUGUGUCUUUUACUAUAUCUCGAUGUGAGCAAUCGAACAUUGACAAAAUAUUACCACGUAUUGCCAUGUCUUUUGACGGAGAUCACGGUUGGUUUGAGUCGGCAAGUGAAGAGAGUGUUGGUAUCAUCUGCACGAGAGACAAAUAUGGUCGCCUGACCUCGCAAAACGGUCACAUAACACAACCUCGAACGCGUAGCGACAAUGAAAUGAAAGUUUCAGGCGCCAUUUGUUCCGAGACCCUUAAGAAUGGGUUGUACAGCCCUGUGUCACUUUUCUUCAUUUGCUUGGACUUCAUAGCCAGAAAUAUUCACAUGGUUGAGUCACUUUUCGGCUUUCCAGACGUUGUGGGAGAGCAAUUGUUUGGCAGAGUCUAUGCUAACCAUGAGUUGGAAGAGGACACAUCACAAAAUAUGGAGUUAUUCUCAGAAGCUUAUCCAGAGUUGGUUUUGUCCAAGUUGUGCUUGAGUGGUCAAGCAUUGGUCUUGAAUAGCAAGCUUGAGUGCUUGAAAUGCUUCCCCUAUCUGACAGAACUGGAUGUGAGUCAUUGUCGCCUGGGAAAAUCUCAUGAGUUGCUAACACACAUCAGCAAUAUGCAAAGUUUAUUGAGGGUGAGCCUUAAAGACAACUGCCUUGGGGAUGGUGAUGUUGGUCACAUGACCUUACCUGUGCGACUGCUGGGUAGAGGCUUGUGCAACCUUAGUACUCUAGACCUCUCUCAGAACCCCAAGAUUACUGGCCACUCCUUCAAGUACCUAUCAAAGCUGACUAAACUGGCAUCACUGAAUCUUAGUGCUACAGGAGUUAAGGAUGUCAUAGACCUCACUAGAAGCACUCUUCUGCACUGGACAUGCGAUGGCUCGAGCUUCAAACAACCCUUUACUACAACAGAGGGAUGGGCUACAGUUAUCAUUGAUAAAUGGGUAACUGGUGCUACUACAAGGAAAAAGAAGCCCAUUUGCUCCGGCCAGAGGCUUAAAUUCUAUAAAGAUACAGAUAACACUGAGAAAACAGAGAAGCACAAGGAGAAGGAUAACAUCACAAUAACAGCCCAAACACUUUUUCUUACUUCUGCAAACUGUGUUGGGACAUCAUGUAGUAUUAAGCCAGCUCAAAAUCAUUACUCUGAUCUAAGGAUUGCACAAGAAACUAGAAAGAGAAAAUACCUAAAGUACCAAACAAACAGCCAGAAAAAGAGAUUAAAACCCUGUCUAAGUCAACAUAAUGCAGAGUCUGAUGAGGAUUUGAUGCAGUCCUACAUCAGCUGUGGUGGACACCCAGAAAUUCAACGAAAGAAGCAAUGCUUGUUAGAUGCUUUGGUUAGUUAGACAGUUUGAAAGUGUCAGGUGCUAUAGGAUGGGGAGCAGCUUACUAUUAAUUUAAUGGAUUGAGGUACUGAGAGGAGACAUUAUUUAAUAUUAAAAUACUGUAUGCAUUGAUAGGCAAUGUAAGAAAGGGAUUUAGUAUUAGGUAAUGGAGGGUAUUAGUGUUAAAACCCUGGACACUGACUUCAUUAGAUUUGUGAAGUUCUUCACAGAUUAAUCACUGAGUUUUAUGCAUGAGUAAAGCACUGCAAUAUAAAUAAUACUAUCUCUAAACUGUAACAAAUAAAUUUCCACUGGGUUUAUUUCAAUACUUUAUUUCUUGAAUAGAUUGCAUUAUUAUUGUGGAUCUCUUGGGAUCACAAAUCAUUUAUUUGGCUCUACAGCUCAUAAAACAGUAACAUGCAGCCUUUAUAAAUUUUAAAGUUAAUAAAAAUAAAACAUUACUACACAAUAU
This is a messenger RNA of Nematostella vectensis (starlet sea anemone), 1810 nucleotides long. Its product is annotated as leucine-rich repeat-containing protein 42. Lineage: Eukaryota; Metazoa; Cnidaria; Anthozoa; Actiniaria; Edwardsiidae. The coding region runs from base 100 to 1359 and encodes 419 amino acids. The record is from RefSeq and is a predicted model, not a curated record. The transcript has 4 exons. Gene Ontology annotation, molecular function: protein binding.